Microtus ochrogaster (prairie vole) is the source of this 1826-nucleotide messenger RNA. RefSeq names its product small nuclear ribonucleoprotein U11/U12 subunit 35 (gene Snrnp35). Gene Ontology annotation, biological process: mRNA splicing, via spliceosome. Lineage: Eukaryota; Metazoa; Chordata; Mammalia; Rodentia; Cricetidae. The record is from RefSeq and is a predicted model, not a curated record. Gene Ontology annotation, cellular component: precatalytic spliceosome; U12-type spliceosomal complex. Gene Ontology annotation, molecular function: snRNA binding; mRNA binding.
CAGGAGGAGUCAGCAUCCAGGACUCGUCUGGGCCCAGCCGGAAUCUGACGACCCAGGAACCAGCUUCCUAUAGGCACUUCCGCCCUGGCUUCCUCAGCACCACUGCGCAUGCCUGGAACGGGUCCUUCCUGGCAGCUGCUGGAGUAUUCCAGGGGAAAGUGACCGAGACCUCCCCUCUCCGAAUAUGAGUGACUGGGUGCCCAUUGCCAAGGAAUAUGACCCGCUUAAAGCUGGCAGCAUUGACGGCACAGAUGAAGACCCACAUGACCGGGCUGUGUGGAGGGCCAUGCUGGCCCGCUACGUACCCAACAAAGGCGUUAUUGGAGACCCCCUUCUUACCCUGUUUGUGGCACGACUCAAUUUGCAGACCAAAGAGGAAAAGUUAAAGGAAGUCUUCUCCCGCUACGGCGACAUCCGGCGGCUGCGGCUGGUUCGGGAUCUAGUGACCGGCUUUUCCAAGGGCUACGCCUUCAUCGAGUACAAGGAGGAGCGGGCCCUGCUGAAGGCCUACCGUGAUGCCGAUGGCUUGGUCAUCGACCAGCACGAGAUAUUCGUGGACUAUGAGCUAGAGCGCACCCUCCGUGGCUGGAUCCCUCGGCGACUGGGUGGAGGGCUGGGUGGGAAAAAGGAAUCUGGGCAGCUGAGAUUCGGGGGCCGGGAUCGGCCUUUCCGAAAGCCCAUCAACUUGCCCGCUGUCAAGAAUGAGCCGCAUAGAGAAGGGAAAAGAGAAAGGAGAGAGCGAUCUCGAUCCCGGGACAGACACUGGGACCCCAGGCCCAGGGAGCGGGACCAUGACAGGGGCCGAGAGAAACGCUGGCAAGAGAGGGAAAUGGCCAGGGUGUGGCCUGAGAAUGAUUGGGAAAGAGAGAGGGAGUUCAGGGAGGACAGGGCUAAAGGCAGGGACAAGAGGGACAGAAGUAAGUAAAGCCAAUGGCAGGCCACAGAAGCCUACCCAGAGGCCCGGGCCGCCAUCAGACUGGGGCAGCUCCCUGUCCAGCCCAGAACACAGGCUCACGCAGACCUAAGAGAGGCUGUGCUUCUGCAGUAUUGAGGAUUGAACUGGAGAGCGUGAGUGUGCCAGGCAGGUGCCCCACUGCGGGGCACAGAUGGGAGGGACACCGCAUGAGAAAUCACCUGUCUGGUGCUUGAACAUGCUUGUCAGCCCAGCUUCCGGAAACGGAGGCCCGAGUAAAGGUGGUAACAAAGAAUCUGUCUUCUUCUUCUCACAGCCUUUGAGGUGGGGUUCAAUGUGGCAGAGGGGAUAGUGGUUUACAGCCCUUAAAUAGCCUGGUGUGGUGGCACACACCCUCAUCCUAGCAAUGGUGAGGCUGAGGCAGGAGGAUUGCAAGUUUGAAGCCAACCUAGGUUACAAGACCCCCAUCUCCAUAACCUACAAGAAUUAGAUGUAACCCUGACAUUGACCCCUGGGAGGCAGGGCCCCAUCUUCAUGUUCAAAGUUUGCUGAAUUGAAAUAAAACAGAUUAGAAAAGCCAAUUUCAAGGAGAAUUGUCCAGCAGGCUGAGCAACUGGGUUGGCAGGCAGCUGCUCUCAAAUCGGCACCAUCCCUUCCCUACUAAAAUGCUGACUGCCUGCUUUCGCCUGGGGCAUUUACAAGGAAAGGCAGCCUAGCAGGGCUAUGAUCUGUGGCUGACUUUCAGCCACUGGAAGGAAACCUCAACAGCAGUGAGGUGAAAGAAUGGGAGGACACAGUCCUAGACUGCCUGGAGCUGGUCAAGGGUCAGCGGUCCCUUUUUCUGACUAUCUGCAUUCCGGUUUGCUGGGCGGCAGGGGGUCCUGUGAACUUGAAGUGAAUUAAAGACUGCUCU